Molecule: messenger RNA, 2002 nt
Organism: Musa acuminata AAA Group (dessert banana)
Lineage: Eukaryota; Viridiplantae; Streptophyta; Magnoliopsida; Zingiberales; Musaceae
Product: extensin-like
Exons: 1
Coding region: 647-1867 (406 amino acids)
Source: RefSeq, a predicted model, not a curated record
CCAGUCCCUGCAGGGGAAGAAAAGAAUGCUUGGAAAUAAUAAGCUCGUGACAGAUGAACGCCGCACCCGGUCGCUGUGUAUAGCUGGCAAGCAAGCAAACCCCACAUGGACCACACAAUUGGCUGGUGCGGUCUCGGGUCUCAGGCCAAGGCUCAGUAGCUUAACCCAUGUUGCCGUCAUUAGUCCAGUAUGAUAUCCAGCCUUGUCUGAGCCCAAGGCAUGUCAUUUAACGCCACCCACUAGGCCCAUUCAAUGCACACAAGGUGGUGGUGACCCGAGGAAACAGCCAAAACAAUUACUGCACCCUUGCCUUGCUUUACGGCAGAGCUCUUGUCACGACCGGAAACAGAACCUGCUCCCUCCCUCCCCCACACUCUGCAUGAAUCCAUGCCUUGGUACUAUUAGAAGCUCCAUAAUACACUCGUCGGUCACUUGAGGGCUCUCCCCCUUUGUGUGUCAUGCGCAGAGGGCUUUCAGUGGAAUACAGCCUCCCUGACAUAAAUGAGAUCAUGUGCAUGGAGAUGGAGGUAGAGACAAAGGUCCCAGCUUUGCGAUCGUCCCGUCCCACAUUGGUCGCCUGUGCUAUAUAAUCUAAGCCACCCUCCGUUGCACCUGCUCACAGGGGAGGUGAAAGAGGAAGGGCAAGAUGAGGGGAGUUUAUCUGGAAGCCAUGUGUUGGUUGGCAGUGGCGGUAGUCCUAAGGUCAGGUACUUGCUCCCCUGCCAUUGCUUCCACACAAGAUGAGCGUUAUCUUGCAUCGCCUUAUUACGCAUACCCACCUGCCUACGGCCAACCAUCUCCACCCCACUAUGGCCAGCCACCUCCAACUCCGUACGGGCAGUCACCACCGCAGUAUGGCCGACCAUCUCCGCCGCAGUAUGGACGGCCACCACCACCUCCCCGACAUGGCGGAUUACCGUCUCACAGGCCACCACCACCUGCUCGUAAGUCGCCGCACCAUAGGUACUCACCACCCUCACCCUCACCAGGCCACCCUUCACCUCACUACAGACAGCCGCCACCACAGUAUGGUCGACCACCUCCACGGCAGGGAGGUCCACCACCGUCUCCACCUCAUCAUGGACAUAGGCCACCCUAUCACAGAAAACCCCCACCUCAUCACAUAGUACCGCCACCUCAACAUGGACAGCCCUCACCACCACCACAGUAUGGACAGCCAUCGCCACCACCACAGUAUCGCCAACCACCGCCACCGCCACAGUAUGGCCAACCAGCACCACCACCCUCCCACAAAUGCCCUCCAACUCACAGGAGACACCCACCUCCUCCACAGGGACGGCAACCACAACCACCACAUUAUGGCCGUCAACCACCUCCUUAUGGCCAGCAGCCACCUUCACCGCACCAUGGUCAUGCACCAAAGAAACCACCACACAGACAACCAUCUCCCCCGCAUUCAGCACCUCCGUAUGGCAAUCUGCCACCUCCACCGCACCAUGAACAUGCACCAAAGAAAUCACCUCCGCCACAUGCAUGGCCCCCGCCACAAUACAGGCAUCCUCCGCCACAGUAUGGGCAACCACCAUCUCCAACUCACCGGAGACAUCCACCUCCGCAGCAUGCACGGCCUCCACCACCACCUCAUGGAAAGCCACCAUCACCGCACCAUGGUCAUGCACCAAAGAAACCACCGUCUCCACCACAUGCACGGCCAUGUCCACCGCGGCGAGGACAAACACCACCCCAGUAUGGACCUCCAUCACCACCAUCUCAUGGAAAAAGACCACCUUCCCCAUCGCCAACUCCACCAUCUUACGGUUACCCGCCACCGGCAUAUGGAUCGACACCACCGGCGGGAAGCUAUCAACCGCCUCCUCACCAUGGCCGGGGUCCACCACGACGGUAAACACCACCAGCGCAGGGGCAGCCAUCUCCUUCACGGCAGAUGCCAUCUCCGCCAUCGCCCUACCAGCUGUCACCGUCACCACCCUAUCUAUAGUAACUAUCAGGUCUCAAUGGCCAGCGUAGUAGCAAGAGGUCG